This is a messenger RNA of Athalia rosae (coleseed sawfly), 1327 nucleotides long. It is a transcript of the gene TBCB, whose product is annotated as tubulin-folding cofactor B. Gene Ontology annotation, molecular function: alpha-tubulin binding; microtubule plus-end binding. NCBI's taxonomy places the organism in Eukaryota, Metazoa, Arthropoda, Insecta, Hymenoptera, Athaliidae. Gene Ontology annotation, cellular component: cytoplasm; microtubule plus-end; nucleus. The coding region runs from base 256 to 990 and encodes 244 amino acids. The transcript has 6 exons. Gene Ontology annotation, biological process: post-chaperonin tubulin folding pathway; tubulin complex assembly; cytoplasmic microtubule organization. The record is from RefSeq and is a predicted model, not a curated record.
CAAGUUUACAUACCGACCAGAAGUGCGCGCUGGUCACGCGUUCAGCUGUCAAUUAAAACAAAGGUUAUCCAGAAAUUCGGACUGAUGAACUCGCAAAUGUCAAGUUCUCGUAUCUCUCAAUUUUAUUACCGGUAAAAGCCUGAUGUAGUUUCCGUCUUGUGAAUCGUGAUAGUGUACGAAAGUUAUUAGAAAAUAAUAGGUAUUCUAUAUUCUGAUCUGAAAAAAUUUGAGAAACGAAAAUUUUUUCUCAAAACGAUGACUACCUACACUGUAGUAACCUCAGACUUUGUUAAUUUAAAUAUUACAAAUUCUGGACAGCAAACUUGCUGCGUAGAAAGAAGAUUUCAGAAGGGAAUCACCCUCAAUGAUUUUAAGGGUAAACUGGAACUUCUUACUGGCGGGAACUCGGCCACAAUGAAAUUGGAGGUCUAUGAUAAAAAUGAUAAACUUGUCUGCAAACCAGAUGAAGGUGACCGUUUGCUUGGCUCAUAUCCAAUCGACGAUGGAAUGAGAGUUCAUGUAAUAGACAAGUGCAUCCGGCCGGAUGAUGAGACGGCACAGGUAGACAAGUUUGAACUGUCCAAUACGGAGUACGCUAAAAGAUCUGAUACCGUCAAAGCAUUCCUAGAACGAAAUAAGUUGGGAAAAUAUAAUGAGGAAGAAAUGAAACGUAGGGAAGAAGAAAAACGGCUAGAAGAAGAAGCAGAUGAAGCUGCAGCAAAAGCUUGCAAGGUUGGAGAUCGCUGCGAGACUCAAGUACCAAAUCAGCCAAAGCGGCGGGGCACAGUCAUGUAUGUUGGUACAACUGAAUUCAAAAGUGGAUGGUGGAUUGGUGUAAAGUAUGAUGAACCCUUAGGCAAAAACGAUGGAUCAGUCAAAGGUAAAAGAUAUUUUGAUUGUCCCCCAAAUUAUGGUGGAUUUUUGAAACCGGCGCACGUGAAGACUGGAGACUAUCCAGAAGAGGAUUUCAACUUGGACGAGGAACUUUAGGAACACACCAGGCAAUUAUUCGUAAGAAUUGAAGAUUUAUUUACAAUCAUUAAUAAGCAAAUUAUUAAUCAUUGUCGUCGCUUUGAUUUAAUUUUCACAAAACGAGGAUGCUUAAUUUAUUAAAUUCGUUAAUAUUUCCUUCGCUUGAUGAUGUCGGGCCGCCAAUUAAUCGGAUGACUUUCUUCGGUCUGUAACAUAAUAAUCAAGUUAGUCAUAUUAUAAAAUUGUCAUUUCAAAAAUCUAUACUUGAAAAACCAGCUGAAGUAAAUUGUUUGAAAAAAAUUUCUAUACUCCCUAAAUAAACUUUUUUCUAAUAAAAGAAAAAUUAAAUAAACCA